Messenger RNA from Bombina bombina (fire-bellied toad), 785 nucleotides. It is a transcript of the gene SMPX, whose product is annotated as small muscle protein X-linked. Gene Ontology annotation, cellular component: costamere; M band; muscle tendon junction. The transcript has 5 exons. The coding region runs from base 281 to 547 and encodes 88 amino acids. NCBI's taxonomy places the organism in Eukaryota, Metazoa, Chordata, Amphibia, Anura, Bombinatoridae. The record is from RefSeq and is a predicted model, not a curated record.
AGUGCUAUGAAAGGAAUCCCUUUUACACUUAAGCUACCAAACUGAGUUUAUCUCUGAGCCCUGAGGCUCAGAGACACAAGCUCUCCAGAAAUAUAUCAGCUGCACUAAAAGAAUCCCUGGCAAGAUCCCUACCAGUAAGGAAAAAGAGGAAAGAUAGGAGAGAGCUUGCUACUUGCUACAGGCUGCCUUCUUUUGGCUCAGUCCUUUACCCUGGAUUGCCCUUUGAAAAAAAAUCAAUAAAAAAAGAAAGAAGCAAGGAAUAAAGAACUUCUUUUGAAAAAUGUCUAAACAACCUGCAUCAAAUAUCAGAGCAAUCCAGGCUAAUAUCAAUAUACCAAUGGGUGCAUUUAGACCAGGAGCUGGACAACCACCCAAGAGGAAAGAAUUUACACAGGAAGUAGAACAUACUAUUCCAACACAGGACUCACCAGCAGAAGAGAAAAAACAGCUUCCUGGAGCUGUAAAACUUCCAGGACCAGCAAUGAAUCUUUCAGAAAUUCAGAAUAUAAAAAGUGAGCUAAAGUUUGUACCAAAAGCAGAUGAAUAGUAGUGCUAAAAUAAAAGCUCAAACAAGAAUCUUUUUGAAGAAAACCAGACGUAGGAGGAAUGCAAACUGCUGAGAUAUUUUAUAUAUUUAUAUAAAGACUAUGUACAACAUUUUAUGAUGUAUACCUCCAUAUAGCGACACAUUAACUUAUUUGUACAUUAAUUGCUCAGAAACUGGUUUCUCAAUAAAAAUAAUGAAAUAUAGCACAAAUAAAGAAGCACUGGGUUUCUUUUAAAAA